Messenger RNA from Plasmodium fragile, 1320 nucleotides. RefSeq lists its product as uncharacterized. Lineage: Eukaryota; Apicomplexa; Aconoidasida; Haemosporida; Plasmodiidae. The record is from RefSeq and is a predicted model, not a curated record. The transcript has 3 exons. The coding region runs from base 1 to 1320 and encodes 439 amino acids.
AUGACAACGCGCUGGGGGUUCUGCAUUUCCCUCUUUUUCGAUCACCUCGGCGCUGUGCAAUUUACUCCAAGUUGCGCCCCACAACUGGACUUCUCUUUCUUGUCGCAAACGGAAGCAAGUGAUAGCGAAGUGCCUGCAGGAAAGGACGGCAAAAAAGAGAAGGAAAAAAAAAACGACACAGGAGAAGAUGAUUUGAAGGGGAAACAGGAGGAACAUGCGGUGCAGGAAACAAAUGGUGAAAAAAAACCAUCAAAUGAGGAGAAGAGUAAAAAGGAUGGCAAAGAUGACGCAUUCGACGACGAUAGUAUAGACGAGGGGGACGACGAUGAACCUGAUGGAGAAGACGACGAAGACGGGGAACCCAAAAACAAUUCCAAAAAAAAAAAAAAUGUAAAAGAAGACAAAGAGGGAAAAGAUAAAAAAGACAAGAAAAAAAAAACAAAAGGAGAUUUCGAUGAUGACGAAAAUUAUGAGGACGACGAAGAUGAUGAGAAGGAAAAUGAGGAGGAUUGGGGAGGGGAGGACGACGACGAAGAAGAAGAAACGGGAAAGAAGGCAUCACACAAAACAAAUAUUGGGAAACAACAAAAGGGAAGCAAAAAAAAUGAAGACAAACAUAAAAAAGAAAUAAAUGCCCAUGGAAGCAAUAAGAACAAGCAUGUAGAGCAUCACGAGGGGGAUAAGCACGACCAACAUCACGACCAAAAAACGCAUAACGCAAAUGAAAAACAACAGAGCGGUAAAGAAGCUAAUAACAACCAGUCUGCUCAUAAUAACCCAGAAGCAAAAACGAAUGCGCCAAAUGUAAAUAAUAAUGAACAGAGACAGCCUACAAGUGCGCCCCUGUCCAACGUGGCGCAAAAUGUAAUUCCAGUUUUAAGCGCUUCCAUACCGAAGAGAGAGAACCCAAUUUUACCCUACAACAAUAACGUAAAAAUAAACGAAGAUAUACACAUCCCUGAUGAUAUUAAAAAUGAUUUCAUGAAACUGCUAAGAAGUGUCGUUCAACUUAAUGUUCAGGAAGCCCUACACCAGGGGCACAUUCAUCACCCACAUGGUGAUCAGCAGAAAAACACCUCAGGCAUGCCCCCAACACUUAUGCAUGCUUCCCCUGGGCACGGAACAAACAACAAAACAUUUUUAAACAAAUUGAUAGACCAUUUUAAAAAAUAUCUGAUGUACUACUUAGGAGGCCUCGUGGUCUUUUUUGCCUUUACAUUGGCUAUGCAGUGUUCAGACGUAAGCGACAAAAAGAGAAAAAAUACUUCCAAAAGGGACAGAAGCAAAAUUACCAAUUAUCGAAGAGACAUUGAAAGCUGA